GUGCCGCCGAAGAAGAGCCGCUUGACUUCAUCUACGCGUCAACAAACAACUUUGAGACUUGACCAGUGUUGGCAAGGCGGCCGCUACGGUAUUGCUAUCAGCGUCAAUAUCAUGGCACAUCCAGAAUUGUAGCCAUGGGGAUUCCAGGCAUCCUAAAAGAGAUCGGUAAGGGCGAGCGGGUGGCGUUAGCAAAGUUGGCCAUUGAGCAUCUUGAACGCUCACACCGACCGUUGCGCAUAGCCAUCGAUGCAGCAAUAUGGAACUUUCAGACCCAGGCCGGCCAAGGUGGAAAGAAUCCUGCCCUUCGAACACUCUUUUACCGUCUGUUGAAACUACUUGCUUUGCCAAUUGAUCCGGUGUUUGUAUACGAUGGCAAGAAUAAACCUCUCACCAAGCGAGGCAAGACCGUCUCGAGGUACGGGUCAUGCAUCUCAAACGAGACUUCCAAGAAACUCAUCCAGGCAUUCCGGUUUCCGCAUCAUACAGCCCCAGGAGAGGCCGAAGCGGAAUGUGCUAUGCUCCAGCGGAAUGGUCUGGUGGAUGCCGUGAUGAGCCAAGACGUUGAUGCGAUCAUGUUCGGAUCAACCUUGACACUGCGGGACUGGUCCAAAGAAGCCUCAAAACACAACAAGUCACCCACGCACGUCAAUGUGCUUGAUAUGCCCCGGAUCAAGUCCUUCUCAGGGCUGGACCCGGAUGGAAUGAUUCUGGUGGCCCUUCUGAGUGGUGGAGACUAUGAUGAAGCAGGUGUGAGUGGCAUCGGGUCUACUCUGGCCUGCGAGAUCGCACGAGCUGGGUUUGGAAGCGACCUCUUGGAGCUUGUGCGGAAAGGUGAUGAAAACGGGAUCCAGGAGUGGAGAGAACGUUUGCAAUUUGAGCUUGAAACGAAUGAAAGUGGGUAUUUCAAGGUAAAACGGAAAGCCGUACAGGUUCCAGAGGCAUUCCCCGACCGCAAGAUACUUGGCUAUUAUCUGAACCCUGUGGUCACCCCAGAUGAUGGAUUACCCGUUCUCGAAAGGAAGUGGCAGCAGGCAUGGCAGUCGGAAAUCGACAUCCUGGCCAUGCGAGAAUAUGUUGCAGACACAUUCGAAUGGCUCUAUAAACCGGGCGCUUGGAAAUUUGUCAGAGUCAUGGCUCCAGCGUUGCUUGCCAGUCGAUUAAGACGUGGCGCGGCUGCUCUGGAUAUACGCUCACACAACCAGAUCACGGAGCGGAGAAAACAUUUUGUAAGCGAUGGCAUCCCCGAACUGAGGGUCACUGUUGUUCCGGCGGAGGUUGUUGGUCUCGACCUUGACGCAGAAGAAGACAGUCGUGAAUACCUAGAGAGCCUGGCGGCCGACGAUGAAGGUCAAGAUGAUGCUGAAGCUGGCAAUGAGGAUCAAGGCGAACUUGUGCUCUCAAGCCCUUCAAAAAAGAGAAAGACUCCACCGUGGUUGCCCGAUGUGCCUGAGAAGAUGUGGAUUGCAGAGACGAUAGUUGAGAUCGGAGCUCGAGAGCACCUUGAAAAGUGGCAGCAAAUUCAGGAAGAAAUCCAGAACGACCCCAAGAAAUUCGCGACUCGGAACAUUCGAAAACAGAAGGAGGCACGGAAGCAGAAAGAUGCGGGUGGUAUGCCAGCAGGGGCUUUGUUGAACUAUAUGACAGCCACUAAAGCACGAAGCAAUCUAGCAGAGGAAGGAAUGAAGAGCAAGGAACAGCCACGUUCACCUUCCAAGUCCUCAGCAGCCGCACAGAAAGCUCCCAGGACCCCUUCGAAGUCGACAUUGAGUCAGUCCGAAUUCAUAAGGUCUCCUACAGUGAAGGAGUCCUUCAACACCAGCAAGAGCCGGCAUCUCUUAGCGGUUGCGGAUGAUCCUUCCGAGGAUGUCAUGCCCGACCACGAGGUCAAGGCUAAGCCUGCCGAUGAACCGAUUCAGAUGAUCACAUCGCCUGUUCAGCCAGACGUUGAUCGAAAGACGCCACAACGCGGCAUGAAUGCAACGAUUCUGCAGCCCGAGGGCAUUCCGGCUGCUGUGACGCAACGACGGAACAGAAAGCGUGCCCAAGAAGUCCGCACACUGCCCGAGCCUGAGACAAUAAUAAUCUCAAGUGAUCCACCACCGACAAGCAGUCCCGGCCGACCCAACCGGACUAUGGAGAGCUACUUUGCUCCCUAUAUAGCUAAAAGCCGCAAGGCAAAGGCAACAUCAGCAAGAGCCCUCGCAGAAGCAGAUCUGCCUGCAAUACCUCCCGAGAUAAGCACAGGGCUCAAGUCAACCUUCUCCGGCACCCAUAUCCGUGCUUUCCCCCGCGGCAGCUUGCCUGGCACCUGGAAAGAAACCGAGGGCGAGGCAGACGGUAGAUCUCGGGUGGAUCUGUCCAAGACGACACGUCCUCCUCGCAUCAGCAUUGUGGAUUUGACAAGCAGCUGAAGCCAUUCAUGGACUUUUCAAGGCUUUUUGACCUUCCAAAAGUCUUUGUUUUCGAAGAAGGUUUUGCUACGAGUAAUCUCAACAGCACUUGCUUCAAUCGUGGCGAUAGCAUUAGGCUUCUCAAUGCGGACUUUAGCCACGGUAUGGCCGUAGUUGAGGGUGACAAUUUGUGCCACUGCCGAUGCAAGUGCCUCAAUUGUAUGAU
Molecule: messenger RNA, 2616 nt
Organism: Exophiala viscosa
Lineage: Eukaryota; Fungi; Ascomycota; Eurotiomycetes; Chaetothyriales; Herpotrichiellaceae
Product: DNA excision repair protein ERCC-5
Exons: 2
Coding region: 135-2411 (758 amino acids)
Molecular function (GO): 5'-flap endonuclease activity
Source: RefSeq, a predicted model, not a curated record